UUUUGAUUUUGAUUUUGAUUCCUAAACCCAAAACCCAAAGAGAGUGAGUAGCAGCAGCAACAGAAACACACACACUUCACACCCUCACAACACAAAAUCAAUUACCUCUCUUUCAUUUUCUUCUUCUCUAUUACGCUCCUAUCUGCAAACAAGGUUUCUUUCUGCUAUUUCAAUUCUAACACAGAUAGAGGAUUGAUUUGAUAGGAAGAAAAGUAUUCUAUUGUAAUGGCUGAAGAAAUGGAUAAAACUGUUGAUGAUUAUGAACAAGUAGUACAGGAGGAGGAAAAAGAUUGUCAUUACAAGAGAAAAUCAGAUGAGCCUUCUAUGGAUCCAGAUAGUCCCAUUUCAUAUGUCGAUGAUGACUUCCCUCCCUAUGAAUUUUCAAUUCCGCCAAGCUUUAAUGAUAUUGAUUCAUUCGAAUUAGGGUUCGAUUAUGAAACACAGGAGGACGAUUUGAACGAGGUUGAGGAUUGGAGUGAUCCUAUGGCAACUCAGCUUGAGGAGUUACUCAUGGCUAAUUUGGAUGCCAUUUUCAGUAAUGCAAUAAAAAAGGUUGUUGAAUCCGGCUACACUCAAGAAAGAGCUGAAACUGCCAUUUCGAGGAAGGCUAUAUACUCUGAAGGAGACCCUCUUACAAAUAUUGUAUACCACACAAUCAAUGUUUUGAAGGGAAAAGGAAAUGAUUCUACCUUCGAUGUUGCAUUUCAAAAUGUUAAGCAGUUGCUGCAUUAUACCAUGGUAGAGAUGAUUGGUAUACUUUGUGAACUAAGACCCUCACUAACAGUAACUGAAGCAAUGUGGGAGUUGCUGAUACAUGACUUGAGUAUUCCGCGGGCCAUUGCAGCGCAUGAUAAACUCAGUGAUGAUGUUUCUAAGGGGGAAACAUCUGCCAAUUCUGCGGUUCCGCUAUCAAAGUCAGAGGUUAAAAGCUGUGAUAAAACUCCAGAUUGCAGCUCAUCAACUGGCCAAAAGGGCUCCCAGGAAUGUAAAUCAGGACCUAAUUCUAAGGUGAAUAGUAGAAAAGAACUCGCAUUAGCACUUAGGCAGAAGUUCCUUCAUAUGGAGAAAACUAAAGCUUGUGGAAAAGGGGGUGUUAAAUUAGGGAAGCUUACAGCCGUAGGUGGUUUGAUUGUUGAAAAAAGACUCAAGCCGCCAUCUGAAACUCCAAAUCAGAAAAUGAAACGUGGUUCCUCAAAUGCAAAGGGAGUUAAGAUAGCAGAAGGAGUGUGCCAUGUUUUAACCAAUGAUGCUUCAGUUUUAACUAAAGGAGGUAGCGCCACAAAAUUGCCCAGAAAGGAUGCAAUGUCCACUUCUUCUACAGGGAAAACAACCAAAGCAAAAAAUAAGCUAUGCUCCCCUGACAUUCAAAAGAUUCAUGAUUACCGUGCUGGUAUUCCUUUUGAUGAGGUUUCGGGCACAUAUGUCCCACGGGAUGAGAAGGAAGAACAAAUUUUGAAAUUAGUAUCUCGAGUGCAAGAAUUGCAAGAUGAGCUACAAAGCUGGAGCGACUGGACGAAUAAGAAGGUUAUGCAGGUAGCUGACAAACUUCGCAAGCUGCAGGCUGAAUCUAAAUCGCUGAAGAAAGAAACUGAAGCGUAUAGAAAAGAUAGGAAAACUUUGGAGGAGAAUACUGAGAAGAGGAUCUCUGAAAUGGAGAAUGCCAUCGAUACUACUAAAAAGCAACUUGAGAGUGCUGCUGCUGCCACUCUCGUGCUACAGGAAAAAAAGUCCUUGCUAAAGAAGGAGUUGGAUGCUGCUAAGUCGUGGGCUGUAAAGUCAAUGGCAAGCCAUCAAGAAGCACUGGAGAGAGAACAGGUAGCUGUUAAACAGGCCCAGUCAUGGGAAACAGAGAAGGCCUUGCUUCGAGAUGAGCUUGAGAAUGAGAAGCAGAAAUUGUGUAACCUGCAAGAGGAGAUUGACAAGGGGAAAGAUCAUCUAGCCUAUGCUGAGGGUAGACUAAAAAAGGAGAGAGCUACAACAGAAAGUAUCCUUGCACAGGCUGCAUCCAUUAGAAAAGAAAGAGAACAAUAUGAAACACUCGUGAAAUCUGAAGAGGAUGCCCUUAGAAAGAAGGCAGCUAGUGAUCUGCAGGAAUAUGUACAAAGCAUGGUUAAGAUAGAGAAGGAGAUGGCUAUGCUAAGACUAAAAUCUGAUUCCAAAAAAGCUACCCCAUCUGUGAAAGACGACAAGGAAUCUGAGACGUUGGCGAUGGGGAGCCUGCAAGUCGUGGGGAGCUGUCAAGUCGUAGGAAGUUGUCAAGACCAACCGGCUGGUGAAAGUUUGAGGCGAGAGCAGGAGUGUGUCAUGUGCCUGUCAGAGGAGAGGUCGGUUGUUUUUCUGCCAUGUGCACAUCAGGUGUUGUGUCCAAAAUGCAAUGACUGCCAUGAGAAGCAAGGGAUGAAAGACUGCCCUUCAUGCAGGACAUCAAUCGAGUUUAGGAUUCAUGCUAAAUUUCUUGGGCAUUAGAUAUAUGGACUUUUCGUAGUGGAUGAGAAUCGUGAAGAAGCAUUGCAGUUAGUUCAGAGGAUUCUCCAAGGAGAUUCAUUUGAAGUUCAUUUAGAUCAUUAUGGCAUUCCCCUAUCCCCACAACAUUUUACUUUUUAAGAUAUUUUUUUUAGACUGAUUCGGUUCCUAGUCGGUAUCCAUCCAUCCCCCUUUACCCCAAAAUAGGAAAUAAAACAGAAAGAGAAACAGCAUAGACAAAGAAAUAACUGUCCUUAGAGACAGUUAUGUGUAAAUUUCAUUACAGUGAAUUUCAAUAGCACAGAGAAACUUGACGAAUUUGGGUCUUCUA
Cicer arietinum (chickpea) is the source of this 2794-nucleotide messenger RNA. Its product is annotated as putative E3 ubiquitin-protein ligase RF4. Lineage: Eukaryota; Viridiplantae; Streptophyta; Magnoliopsida; Fabales; Fabaceae. The record is from RefSeq and is a predicted model, not a curated record.